ACGGUACCGCUAGCUAAUUCUAGAAGCUGCACAAUUCGCAACUGGUGUCGCAAAUUUGGCCAUGCUCAUAACCAAUCGCAUCUUCUGGAAUACUGCCAUAGCUUUAGGAAAUACUAGUUGCACAUGCGAUCUUGCUCUUACUAUCAGUGUCACGUCUGGAAUCGCAUAUCGUCUUUGGCGGGCGAGCCGAGAUGUGUCUGGUCUAGCCAAUCACAAUUCCUACAAAACUGCCAUAUACACUGUCAUCGGGUCCGGUGCGAUCUAUACCAGUAGCAUCGUGGUCGUGUGCGCUCUGUACCAGUCCGGCAGCAAUGAUUUUAGCGUGGCAAUUAAUGUUGCUAUCCAGAUUUCUACUUUGACACCACUUCUUAUCAUCGCCAGUGUUAGCUUUGGCCUGAUGCACAGUGCAUACCAUGAGCCAUCAACAUUUACGGAGCCCACUUUCACUCGACCAAUCCAGGUUACAAUCGCCCAGGAGACCCGUACCCACCCUAUAUACACUAUGGAUUCUAUUACAGAAUCUACUGAAAAGAGUCAGAGUGUACGGGUAUAUCAUGACGGCGUAUAGUGAAAUUGGCUAGGAGCACCGCACGGAUUCAAUUUCUCCUAUUGACGGAGGGAGUGUAGACGU
Messenger RNA from Suillus plorans, 631 nucleotides. RefSeq lists its product as uncharacterized. The transcript has 3 exons. Bases 62 to 568 code for a protein of 168 amino acids. The record is from RefSeq and is a predicted model, not a curated record. Lineage: Eukaryota; Fungi; Basidiomycota; Agaricomycetes; Boletales; Suillaceae.